Gongylonema pulchrum is the source of this 366-nucleotide messenger RNA. The record is from the annotation of a GenBank genome assembly. Lineage: Eukaryota; Metazoa; Nematoda; Chromadorea; Rhabditida; Gongylonematidae.
UUGAUCCUUCACUACGUAAUACCCGAGUUCAAAACAUGCGAUGAAUUCCUUGCUUACAUUGCACGAAAAAUUGGUCGGCUAAAGAAAGGCGGUCGUCCUGAUAUGAGUGCUGCUGCUAAGAAAGUAUUGGUCGACUGGAACACUGGCAAGUUGCGCUAUUUCACAGAACCACCAGAGGGAGAAAAUGAAGAUGGGCAGCAUGGCAAAUUAUGCUCUGCAGAAUUGUUAUCGGAAAUGUCAAAAGAAUUUGAUCUGGAAGCACUGGACAACGAACAGAAAACUCUAGUAGAGGGCAUGCUUUUCAGCCGUUAUUCCUCACUUUUCUCUUGGCUUGUAGGGAGAAACGCUGUUGUGGCGAUAGCGUGA